AGGUUGCUCUUCGUAAGUCGAAGCGUACAGGACUGGAAAGCACUCUUUUGUUGGGUUCGCGACGUUUAUUCGUUCAUUCGAACCAUCUUGCAAAACGAGUUUUUAUUUUGGAAAAAAAACGUGUAACCACAGAAACAAGGAAAGAUGCUCUUCCAAGAGUUUUGAACCGUGGCCGAAAGCGUCGAGGAACAUGAACACGGUGAGGUGUGCGUGAAUCGAGAGACAAAAGUUAGCUGGGUAAAAGUGUUUUUACGGGGCAAAAGUAGCCCGGCGAGCGAGCGGGCUCCGGGACUCGAGCAACAGGAAAGCACAAGCCCGAUGCCGGAAGCUUCGGGAUCGCGGGUGGUCGAUGAGUCGGAUUAUUCGACCUUUGAGAAUAAGACCGGUCUCGCCGAAGACAUGAAGUUUCUGGCGAGCAUGCCAGAACUUUGCGAUGUCACUUUUCUCGUUGGUGACACGAGAGAGCCUGUUUGCGCCGUAAAGGCUGUCCUCGCCGCUAGAAGUAGAGUUUUUUAUAAAAUGUUAUACCAAGCACCAAGUCCUCAACGGAAGAAAGAAGCUCCAACGAGAGAGAACAAGAUACGACUUUUUUUAAAGAGAAGCUCCGAACCUUUGCUGAACUUGCAAAACGCGGCACAGCAGCGAUCAGGGUUUACGCAGCAGCUGGCACCCAUACAAGAGCCGCAAUCGAAUCAACAUCAUACUCUGAUCAUCGAGGAGUUCGAGCCGGAUGUUUUUCGUCAGCUCAUCGAGUACAUUCAUACCGGUUGCGUCACUCUACAACCAAGAACACUGUUGGGUGUCAUGAAUGCCGCCGAUUAUUAUGGACUCGACGAACUUAGAAAAGCCUGUGCUGGAUUCGUUCAAUGUUGCAUAACCGUUGACACAGUUUGUGCGCUCUUAGCCUCGGCUGAACGUUACAUACAAUACAAAUGCACCAAAUCUUUGGUUCAAAAGGUAUUAGAGUUCGUAGAUGAACAUGGGAACGAAGUGUUGAACUUAGGAUCUUUCACGUUGUUGCCUCAACACGUUGUUCGUUUGAUUUUAGCAAGAGAAGAGUUGCGUGCUGACGAGUUUACCAAGUUUCAAGCAGCCUUGAUGUGGAGCAAGAAAUACUAUGACAGUAAUCAAGAUACACCGUUGAAAGAUAUAAUCGGCAACUUCCUUGAAUAUAUUCAAUUUCACAAGAUUCCAACAAAUGCUUUGGUAAAUGAGGUUCAUCCAUUAGGAUUGGUGCCCGAUGGUAUCAUCAUGAACGCUUUAGCAUAUCAGGCAGACCCAACCAGUGUCGAGCCCGGGAAACUCUCCCCCCCCAAAGUGAGGAAACAGGGCCGCAGUAUGUCGGUCCAAUCAUCCUUGGAACCAUACGGUAGCAACACGACUCUGAGCUCGAGCGGCUCUGACACUGGUUUCGAGCGCAAACAGCACUCUGGUAGCAACUAACCUCAGGCCACGGCCGCACUGACGGCGGCCGUUUCGGAUGAGCCUCGUCGCGAGGACAUAUUCAGCAACGGCGAGAACGAACGGGGUUUCUACGAGCAUCCAAGAAACGGUGAUAUUGCUCCGACCGAUGCAGAGAUUGAAGAAUGGGAGAGGAAGGAGUUGCAGCGAGAAGAGGAACAGCAAAGACAGGGGCAGCAACAGGAGCAACAGCGACAGGAAGAGGAACAACGACAGAAAGAAAAAGAGCAGCAGCAACGAGAAGAAGAAGAAAAAGAAGAAGAACAGCUCCGAUUAAAGGAGGAGGAAGCAAAGCUUCGAGAAGAAAAGAGACAACACCAACUCGAGGAACAGGAAAGACAAAUGCAACAGCAACAGCAGCAACAGCAACAACAGAAGCAAGAGCAAGAACAACAACAACAGCAUCAGCAUCAGCAGCAGCAGCAACAACAACAACAACAACAACAACAACAAAAUGUCCAUCCGAUAGAUGGAUUAGGUGGUCUCUAUAUACGAUUGGUUCUCAGACGAGAAGGCCGGGCAGACUUGGUUUGGCUAUAUAAAACGCACAAGUUCUAAACUGAAGUCUUAGAUCGCUCUCUCAUAGUUAACAUUUAUUCUCAGCCGUUGGUUAUAGUUUAGAGGCAUUGUAGAUCGAGUUGGAUAGAGUUAAACGAAACGGUUAUGGUAUUGCGUUAUCGGUUUAUUUUGAAGAUUAUCGUUUCGUAUACUUUUGUUGUACCAUUCGAUUUGCAUUUUUUUUUUUUAUAGAAUUAAGAAAUUUUAUAAAUAUAUAUAUAUACAUUUAUAUGUAUAUAUAAAUAUAUAUAUAUAUAUAUAUAUAUAUAUAUACAUAUUUAUAAUAUAUAUACUAUAUAUAGUACACAAAUACAAACACACAUUACACGCACACACACGCGUGAAAAUUAUUAAUAGAUAUAGAUAUUUAUCAUACGUUGCCGUUUGAAUUUGUUGAGAUUUUAAUUAGGCGGUUUUUCGAAAAAAAAAAAGAAACAAAUACCGUUGGUUAUCCAUAUAUAUUCGUAAUUGUGCAUUCAAGUAAGAAAGCUUAAAACAAUCGGAACGCUUCCUUCGACUACGAAUUUGUGAUAUUCGAUUGCUUUUGUGGAACACGAUAAGCACAAUUACGCGCCUUACUAAAGGAAACUACAAAAAUUCAUUUGAGCAAUGUUAAUAUCGAUUGUUAACGGCGAGCGAUAUUUACAUAGAUAGAUACCGUAUAUAUAUGCGUUGUCAAAUAUGUCAAGACGACUAAUUUUGUAGUUUUUCAUUGAUUAUAUUAGCUAAUUGACGUUGAAAUCAUCGGAACAUUUAUUGUCGUUGUUUUUAUUUUUUAUUUAUUUAUUUAUUUAUUUAUUUUUUUGUAUCUAGAACAACAUUAGUCCGUUAAACAUUAGUCGGUUAAAAGCAGUAAUCUGAUUUCGAAUCUUCUAAAUCGAAAUAUAAUCCAUCAUCUUUCUUCCUUAAUAAAUUAAUUAAUCAAUCAAUUAAUUUUUUUCUCGACAGAUAUAUAUAUAUAUAUUUAUAAAGAUUUAAUAUGCGACUAUGUUUUAGUUACAUUUUCGAUAAAAACAAACACAAAUUAUAUUGUUAUAUAUUAAUCAUCGGUAUCAUACAUAUAUCCUGUUAUUCUUGAAUUUGAAAAUGAUCAUUCGCGUUUCUCAUUCUACGCAAGAUGAUCUUGCAUAGUUAUUAGACGGAUCACUCGCGGUGUUAUUGUUGAAUAUUGUACUUUAUCUACGACAUAUCCAUCGAUUAUGAUAAUGAUGUCAGAGAACUACAAAGACUUAUUACUAAAUAAUAUAUAUAGAUAUAUAUAUAUAUAUAUAUAUAGAUAUAUGUAUAUAUACAUACAUAUAUUAUACAUACAUACAUAUAUACAUAUAUAUACAUAUAUAUAUAUACAUAUACAUAUACAUAUAUAUUUGAUACAACAUUGAAAUUGCAGAAUAUAUUAUUAACAAUUUAAUGCAAGACUAGUUAAACCAACCGCCGAUGAUUUCACACAAACACACAAUAUAAUGAUCCAACAUAUAAUUUUAUUAUUUCCUUUUAUUAUUGUUAAAUUUCUUUUAUUGAUAUUAAUUUAUCAUUAGCAUAGUUUACACCUACAGAUCAAUAAGAACACUUAUUCUAAAAUGAAACGAAAUCGCUUUACUAAAUAAUUUUCAAGUGGAAGUCAAAAAAUCUAUUAAACAUCAUUUGGAAAAAUGCUACGUCUAAACUGCCACUCUCGAUAAAAAAAAAAAAAAAAAAAAAAAAGAAAACCAAAAAAAAAGUAAUAAAAAAAAAAGAAAAUUAAAAAAAAUUAAAAAACGACAAAAGAAAAAAGAAAGAUAUUAAAUCUAAAUCAACGAUAGUAAAUCAUUUAGAAAAACGAUUAUUAUUUUCCCAUUUAGUCAUGCGAUUUUCGUCUUCCACUCGUCGUACUUCCAAAAAGUAUGCAAUAUUUCUCUAAGAGAGAUGAUACAUGUAUCGUUUAACUGGCGUUAAAUCGAUUUGAUUAUUUUAACGUUUGAUUUAGAAUGUUUAUCGAAGUUGCACGAUAAGAAAGAAAUUAAUAUGUCGUUGAUCGAUGUUAAAAUUUUAGAAGGAUGAAAAACUUGGCGAGAAAAUUUGAUAAAUCUCAUAUAGAAGUUCGCGCGAAUCUAUUUCCAUUUAAUGAAGGAAUGCUCGCGUCCCGAGUUGGUUGCUACCGAUUCUGAUCUAUCGAUUAUUAUCGAGAAAGAAAAGUAAUAGAAAAAUAAUCUCACGUGCUACUACCAUCUGUGUAAUAGAA
Molecule: messenger RNA, 4240 nt
Organism: Vespa crabro (European hornet)
Lineage: Eukaryota; Metazoa; Arthropoda; Insecta; Hymenoptera; Vespidae
Product: serine-enriched protein
Exons: 10
Molecular function (GO): protein binding
Source: RefSeq, a predicted model, not a curated record